AUGUCAAAAUCACAUGCAGAUGUUUUGGAAAGUGCCAAGUGUCAGCAAAGGGAUGUGGGAAUUUACAUAGCAAUUUUGAAUCUACUCCACACAUAUUGCUAUUUAAACACUCACAGAAAACUAUUAUCUUCCCCUCACCCUCCACAAAGCAUCUCCAGGGCACAUAUUAUUGCGAGGCCUCUAUUUUCAUCCUCGCAACCGGUGUUCCGAGCUUACAGAGCUUAUCAUGUUUAUUAUAUAACAACAAGACAUAAGCCAAAACAACUUGGUGGGUUUUUAAACAUAGCAACAGCAGAAAUCUUUUCUGGGCUUGAGGAAGAGACACUUCAAAUGUCUACUAACUUCAGCAAUUUUCUGGUCUAUGGGAUGGAAACUGGUUGUGAAGGUUUUUAAGUACACUUACAGAAAACCCACCGCUCCACCGUCAGACACCGUGACGCAAAGUGCUCCCUGGUUGAGAAUCGCUGGCUGCCUCUCAAAGGAGUAUGGCCUGUGUGGCGAGUGCUCUUGGAGGAGAAAGAAAGGCACGAAACGGGGACCCUCCAAAGUUGCCACCGUGGUAUCACGCUGUGGCACCGGGCUUGUUCCUCCCUUGUGUUUCCUUUUCUAAUGGGGGAACCAUUAGCAGUUGUAUUCAGAUGA
Molecule: messenger RNA, 642 nt
Organism: Saimiri boliviensis boliviensis (Bolivian squirrel monkey)
Lineage: Eukaryota; Metazoa; Chordata; Mammalia; Primates; Cebidae
Source: RefSeq, a predicted model, not a curated record